This is a messenger RNA of Postia placenta MAD-698-R-SB12, 1243 nucleotides long. RefSeq lists its product as hypothetical. The transcript has 3 exons. The record is from RefSeq and is a predicted model, not a curated record. NCBI's taxonomy places the organism in Eukaryota, Fungi, Basidiomycota, Agaricomycetes, Polyporales, Adustoporiaceae. The coding region runs from base 54 to 947 and encodes 297 amino acids.
GCCAUCACUGGGUUCAGGUCAAAUCCCCGUUAUCGGCUGCUAUCCGCCUCGCCAUGUCAGAUCCUGCCAAUCCACCACGUCUUACCUUCGACCCAUCAUCGCUGCCAAUUGCGCAACUCGAAUCGUUGAAGUUCAAAGCCAAUCAAAUGGUAGAAUCCAUUCAACUUCUACAGCGGACGAUUGAAUAUGGUGGUCAGAACGCCAUGCCGGCAUGGCCAGACGUUCUGUCAAAAUACAAUAUUCUACUCUCUCAAUCCCACAAUCUCGCCACCUCUUUGCUAGGACCUACAUUCGCGAGCGCGACUGGAUCUUCCAGCUCAAAAGGAAAUCCGUACGAGAGGCUCUCACUGCAUCCCAGUGUUCCCCUGACAGACUCGCAGCUUGACAACGAGCUCAUCCCACUCUUACGAAACCAGCAGACGACAAAUGUCCUGAAAAUUGAGAACGAUAUUGUUCGUCAUCUCUCCGAACAUAUGGAGACAAAGGGAACGCUAGGGGUUCUCACGCAGACGGGACGACCCAACGGGCCAGCCCAGGGCAAGCGGACAGAAUACGAGGAUGUCCUAAGUGAAUGCGAGCAGAUCCGCGUCGAACACGACGAGAGGGUCGAUCGUGCGGUACGUGCUGUCGCUAUGCUUCGCGAGAAGUACGACUGGAAGGCCCGCGUCGCCGUCGAUCAAGAAGAGCCCGAGGACCUCGAGUGGGAUAUUGCUCCCUUCUCGCAGUCUCUUGGCGGGGAUGAUGGCACAAUGCGCACUCCUGGUGGUGCAGGCGAUGUUGACAGCGCGGAAACCCCGGACGGCGCGCAGAGCAAUGACAGUGAGGAAGAGGAAGAACUUGAGGAGGUCCUUGGCAAUGGUGGCGACCACACCCCGGGCGGUACACCAGGGGGUAGCGGAGCUGCUCCUUCCUCCGACUUGGCCGCCACUCCCAUGAUCGAGGGAUAGUUGGUCCAUGUCAACUUUCAUCAUGUGACUGCGCUUAUGCAUGAGGGCGUUACCAUGAUUGAUGUUCUUGUUGCAGUGAUCGAUCAUAGUUUCUGGCAGGACAAAUUCGUUCCUCAAGCUACCGAGCCAGAGAAGUCGAAACAGACCUGUAUCAGGCCAUUGUAUCAAUGCAUCCUGAGAAGUUCGUGUCACAAUUCAUCAAUAUUCCGUUGCUUGCCUCUUCUAUCUUAUACGGAACCCACGAUGUCUAACAUUCUACUAUUUGAUUACAAUGGAAAGCGCUGUUUCCUCUUGCG